This is a messenger RNA of Molossus molossus (Pallas's mastiff bat), 2036 nucleotides long. RefSeq names its product G protein nucleolar 1 (putative) (gene GNL1). The record is from RefSeq and is a predicted model, not a curated record. Gene Ontology annotation, molecular function: GTPase activity; GTP binding. The transcript has 12 exons. The coding region runs from base 123 to 1949 and encodes 608 amino acids. NCBI's taxonomy places the organism in Eukaryota, Metazoa, Chordata, Mammalia, Chiroptera, Molossidae.
CGUCACCGGCCAGCCCCGCCCCUGGAGGGUCCGGGCCCCGGCGGCCCGGCGGCCCCGGGAGGGGGAGUCAGUUGAAGCGAACGGAGCUCGGCGGAGGGCGGGCCAGGUGACUGGUCCGGGCCAUGCCGAGGAAGAAGCCCUUCAGCGUGAAGCAGAAGAAGAAGCAGUUGCAGGACAAGCGGGAGCGGAAGCGAGGGCUUCAAGAUGGGCUGCGAUCCAGUUCCAACAGCCGCAGCGGGAGCCGGGAGCGGCGGGAGGAGCAGACCGACACCUCGGACGGGGAGUCUGUGACCCAUCACAUCCGCAGGCUCAACCAGCAGCCUUCCCAGGGGCUGGGCCCGCGAGGCUUUGACCCAAAUCGAUACCGGCUGCAUUUUGAACGGGACAGCCGGGAGGAGGUGGAGAAGAGAAAGAGAGCAGCCCGGGAGCAAGUGCUACAGCCGGUCAGUACUGAAAUGCUGGAGCUGGACAUCCAGGAGGUCUACCAGCCUGGUUCAGUGCUGGACUUUCCACGGCGUCCCCCUUGGAGCUAUGAGAUGUCUAAGGAGCAACUAAUGAGCCAGGAGGAACGGAGCUUUCAGGAGUAUCUUGGGAAGAUUCAUGGGGCUUUCACCUCAGAGAAGCUUAGCUACUUUGAGCACAAUCUGGAGACAUGGAGGCAACUGUGGCGAGUGUUAGAGAUGUCUGACAUUGUCCUGCUUAUCACUGAUGUCCGACAUCCAGUUGUGAAUUUCCCACCAGCACUUUAUGAGUACGUGACUGGAGAACUUGGGCUGGCCCUGGUGCUGGUCCUGAACAAGGUGGAUCUGGCCCCGCCGGCUCUCGUGGUUGCCUGGAAGCAUUAUUUCCACCAACACUUUCCCCAGCUCCAUAUUGUCCUUUUUACCUCUUUUCCUCGGGACCCCCGCAUCCCACAAGACCGGAGUGGUGUCUUGAAGAAGAGUCGGAGGCGGGGGAGAGGAUGGGGUCGGGCCCUGGGGCCAGAGCAGCUGCUGAGAGCCUGUGAAGCCAUCACUUCGGGGAAAGUGGAUUUGAGCAGCUGGCAGGAGAAGAUUGCCCGGGAUGUGGCUGGGGCCACCUGGGGCAAUGGCUCUGGUGAGGAGGAGGAAGAGGAUGACGGGCCAGCAGUCCUGGUGGAGCAGCAGACUGACUCGACCAUGGAGCCAGCCGGCCCAACCCAAGAGCGCUACAAGGACGGGGUGGUGACCAUCGGCUGUGUGGGUUUCCCCAAUGUGGGCAAGUCCUCACUGAUCAAUGGGCUGGUGGGGCGGAAGGUCGUGAGUGUCUCCAGAACCCCGGGCCACACCCGCUACUUCCAGACCUACUUUCUGACCCCCUCUGUGAAGCUCUGUGACUGCCCGGGCCUCAUAUUCCCCUCCCUUCUGCCCAAGCAGUUGCAGGUGCUGGCAGGGAUCUACCCCAUUGCUCAGAUCCAGGAGCCCUACACCGCUGUGGGCUACCUGGCCUCCCGAAUACCUGUGCAGGUCCUGCUCCACCUGCGCCACCCAGAGGCUGAGCACCCCUCAGCAGAACACCCCUGGUGUGCCUGGGACAUCUGUGAAGCCUGGGCAGAGAAACGUGGCUACAAGACGGCCAGGGCUGCGCGGAAUGACGUGUACAGAGCGGCCAACAGCCUCCUGCGGCUGGCGCUGGACGGCCGCCUCAGCCUGUGCUUCCACCCGCCCGGCUACGCCCAGCAGAAAGGCACCUGGGAGUCUCAUCCAGAGACCAUGGAGCUGGUGGCUUUGCAGGGCAGGGUGGGGCCAGCAGGUGAUGAGGAGGAGGAGGAGGAAGAAGAAGAGCUGAGCAGCUCCUGUGAGGAGGAGGGAGAGGAGGACCGGGACGCAGAUGAGGAGGGGGAAGGGGAUGAGGACACCCCCACCUCAGCUCCCAGGUCCAGCCUGGCCUCGAGAAACCCUUACACCAUGCUGGGUGAGGAUGAGUGCUAGGCCAUACUCUGUGCUGUCUGCUUUUGGACUGACUGGGGUAUGUCCCCUCUGCCAUCCCAAUUGUGAAUAAAGAUUGUCUGCUUUGUA